AUGGCUUCCCUGAUCCGCCUCGUACGGCGGCCCGCUCCGGAAGAACAACCCCGAAAAAGUGCAGCUGCCGCCGAAACCCUUUCCGGCUCUUCCCAACCGCCGCCCGAUUCCCCCGACCUGACCCAGCAGCACACUCGGCCCCGCCCCACCUUUUCGACCCUCCCGCCCGAGAUCCACCUUCUCAUCACCGACCAUCUCAUCUACCCGGAUGCUCUAUCAUUAAAACACACCAACCGUUAUUUCUCCCGGCUCGUCGAUACGGGCGUUGAACUCAAGGUGGAAUGGCUGAUGGAACGCCGGCUGUUGCAUCUCGAAUGCCCUAGUGACUCGCGCUGCGACUUGGGCAGCGACUUGCGGUUUUGUCGAGGCAGUGUCAAGUUAUUGAUGCAAAGACGACGAGAACACAUCGAAUGCGAAUCCCGACCUGGCCUAGGCUGUCUCAUCUACGGUACGGCCACAUGCCCGCAUGCUCGAAAGCUCAACACCAAGCUCAAGAAGUGGAUGCGGCUGCAUGGUAUCACUCGAGCACAAUGGAUGUUCUUUAUCAUUACAUCUGUCCCACUGUUGAUCGGUUGGGUGUGUAUGAUUGCCGUCAUGAUGCUUUGA
Messenger RNA from Dichotomopilus funicola, 606 nucleotides. RefSeq lists its product as uncharacterized. The record is from RefSeq and is a predicted model, not a curated record. The transcript is spliced from 3 exons. Bases 1 to 606 code for a protein of 201 amino acids. Lineage: Eukaryota; Fungi; Ascomycota; Sordariomycetes; Sordariales; Chaetomiaceae.